Molecule: messenger RNA, 2793 nt
Organism: Culicoides brevitarsis
Lineage: Eukaryota; Metazoa; Arthropoda; Insecta; Diptera; Ceratopogonidae
Gene: Not3
Product: CCR4-NOT transcription complex subunit 3
Exons: 12
Coding region: 124-2490 (788 amino acids)
Biological process (GO): regulation of DNA-templated transcription; nuclear-transcribed mRNA poly(A) tail shortening
Cellular component (GO): P-body; nucleus; CCR4-NOT core complex
Source: RefSeq, a predicted model, not a curated record
GAUCAAAACAACAAUCGUUCGAGUAAAAUUAAAAUAAAAAAUAACAGUGAUCAACGGAAAUUUACACGUAAUUUUUUACAAUUAGAUUAUGCCUGAAUACUUUAAAUCGCGGUGUACAUAGCUAUGGCAGCCACAAGAAAGUUGCAAGGUGAAAUAGACAAGUGUCUAAAAAAAGUAGCGGAAGGCGUGGAAACAUUUGAAGAUAUUUGGCAGAAAGUGCACAAUGCCACGAACAGUAACCAAAAGGAAAAAUAUGAAGGUGAUCUCAAAAAGGAAAUCAAAAAGCUGCAGAGGCUGCGUGAGCAGAUCAAGUCAUGGAUCGCAUCUGCCGAAAUCAAGGACAAAAGUGCUCUACUUGAGAAUCGACGUCUAAUAGAAACUCAAAUGGAACGAUUCAAAGUAGUAGAGCGAGCGACGAAGACAAAAGCAUACUCAAAGGAAGGUCUGGGUGCGGCGCAAAAACUCGAUCCGGCGCAACGCGAAAAGGAAGAUCUCUGUUGUUGGCUAACGUCAUCGAUAACGUCGUUGCAGCUGCAACAGGAUCAGUACGAGAGCGAAGUGGAGUCCAUAAUGGCGGCGAAAAAGAAACGACUGGACAAGGACAAGCAGGAUAAGGUUGACGAUCUGAAGUCGAAGUUGGAACGACAUAAAUUCCAUAUAACCAAACUCGAGACGCUGCUCCGACUCGUGGACAACGAUCAAGUGGAUCUGGAUCAGGUGAAAAAGAUCAAGGACGAUGUCGAGUAUUACAUUGAGUCAUCGCAGGAGCCUGACUUUGAGGAAAACGAAUAUCUGUACGACGAUAUCAUUGGCUUGGAUGAAAUUGAAUUAUCUGGCACAGAACAUCGGUCUGCUGGUACUACGGACAGUAAUAACAGUAAUGACACAGCUGGCGGUUCACCAAGUAGUCUUAUCUCAAAUUCGUCGCCUGUAACAUCGCCGACACUGAAUUGCAGUACAAUAACGGCAGCCCUGAAUCACAGCGGAGCAGAUUCAACAACGAGCACCAACACGGAUGCGGAAACGCAGAAACGGAAUGCGAAGAAUAAUGAUUCCAAUAGUACGAAAGUGACGCCUGUGAAACCGACUCCAAUGCGUGCCGGCAACAAAUUUUCUGAUGCAGUCUCGCCAGCAACCUCAUCAUCUAAUUCGUCCUCGCAACAGAAAUCGGGUGGCAAUAACACGAUAACGAACAAAAUAAUUGGAGGUAACGCAACAACGCUCGCGUCUCUGAGUGCAGCUGCAGCUGGAAUUACAUCGCCCUCAACAAUUCCAUCAACGGCACCUAUCGCAUUUGCCGCCGUGGCAAAACAAACUCUUGAAAACGGACCGAUAACGCUACAAUCAACGCAACAGUCAAUUUCAUCUGUGGUUAGCUCGUCUGCAAAUUCAACAUCACAAAAUAAUUCAGUGAUAAUGCAUAACAAUAGCAACGCAGAUUCGAACCAUCAUGGAAACUCUGCGAUGAAUAAUUGUGUGUCGCCGAGCAAUUCGGGCGUAAGCAGUAGGACAUCGCCAUCGCUGACCUCUCCUCUGACUGCGACGCAUUUAGUAAACGGACCCACUUCAAAUCUUGUUAACAAUAAAAGUAACAAUAUUCCAUUACAACAUCAGCAGCAACAGCAGUCUGUGACGCAAUCCGGUGAAAAAAUGUCUACGCUUAAGACGAUAGCCCAGGAGGCGGUAAAUGCGCUAGAUUCGAAUGCGACGAACGACAUGAAUGCGCAACAACCGUCAUCGGGCACAGCACAGACGCCCGUCAAUACACCGAGCCAUCUGCAACAAUCGACACCUCAGCCCGCUGACACGAGACAAGGCGCGUCGGCAGCAAGCAUUGUCGGCGGUUCAGGCGUUCAGGGAGGCUAUGCGAUCGACUCUACUGCCACAAAUGGACCUAAUUCCGUUGUCGGGGGCACGUCAUCGGGACGCGAAAGUGCAAAACAACUGCAUCAAUCGUCAUCCGCGACGUCAAAUCAAAAUCAGGCUGCGACAAAUGAAGCGCAUAUUCCUCCGCUGUUAGGAGUUGCUCCGCUCGGGCAGUUAACGCUGCAGAAAGAACAUCAAAUUCAAUUCCAACUUAUGGAAGCGUCAUUUUAUCAUUUGCCCCAGCCUUGUGAUUCUGAGAGAUUAAGGAAUUAUUUGCAAAGACAGCCUGUACAAACACCGCCACAUUAUCCGCAGCAACAACUUCCACAUUCGGACACCUUUGAAUUCUUUCAACGCUUGUCCACGGAAACGCUUUUCUUCAUUUUCUACUAUAUGGAGGGCACGAAGGCCCAGUAUCUCGCCGCCAAGGCGCUGAAAAAGCAGAGUUGGAGAUUUCAUACAAAGUAUAUGAUGUGGUUUCAGCGACACGAGGAGCCCAAAGUAAUUAAUGAGGAAUACGAACAGGGAACUUACAUCUAUUUUGAUUACGAAAAAUGGGGUCAACGCAAAAAGGAAGGUUUUACAUUUGAAUACAAGUACUUAGAAGAUCGGGACCUGAAUUGAUUGCAAUUGUAAAUCAACAACACAUACAAUUAAAAUCAGCCCAUAAACAUCCGAAAGUAUCACAUUCAUGUCAAAAACAAAAGAAAAAAAAAACGCAAAAAGCAACAACAAUUGAGUUAAUUCCCAAUUAAUUAUUUCUUCAACAUAUAAAAAAAUGCAUCUGUAUAAAAAAAAUUAUCAUUAAAAAAUAUUACUACUGUAGUGAAAAAAAAUCAACAAAAUUAGUUAAAAACUGUCUGUGUUGGUAAUUUGUCCUUCUAGCUAGAUAGAACUCGAUUUUUUCCUCGUAGUUCUAAAACGAAA